Lathyrus sativus (Indian pea) is the source of this 597-nucleotide messenger RNA. The record is from the annotation of a GenBank genome assembly. NCBI's taxonomy places the organism in Eukaryota, Viridiplantae, Streptophyta, Magnoliopsida, Fabales, Fabaceae.
AUGUCUCAGAGAAAUAUAAUUUUUACCUGCCACUUUAAUGGUGUUGUUUUGACAAAUAGUCCCGUUGGAUUCUCAUUCAGCAACACAGAUACUUACACAUUCAAAAUUCAUGUCAAUUCUGAUUUUUUCCAUUUCAAAGAUAGAAUAGGAAAAAAAUUAGAACGAUGCGUUGAGGAGAUUAUUUAUCGUCGUCCAUUACAUAAUGGAGACGACUGUACAAUUUUUUACGUAAUGACGCCGAUCAGGAACGACGAAGACGUGGAGAAAAUGUUUCAGUGCCACAUGAUGUUUGGUCAGUUACCCACAAUUGAGUUGUAUAUCCGACUACUAGACAACACCGAAACAUUUCCGACGCAAGAGACACAAUCACACCGAUAUAGAAUGAGUCAAACAUCCGACGACGAACCAACACAAAACAACCAACCUUUCAUACCAAAUGAAGAGCUUGGGGAAGCAAGUGAUGACGAUCUUCAAGAGGUCAGGAUGCAAGAUAUUUUUGGUAACAGCGAUGACAAAGACGAUGAAGAUAUAAUUGUCACGUCUAUGCAGCUGAUUCUCGCACAACCAAUAAGCUUGUACAACCUACAGCAUAUAUGA